Anthostomella pinea is the source of this 1500-nucleotide messenger RNA. NCBI's taxonomy places the organism in Eukaryota, Fungi, Ascomycota, Sordariomycetes, Xylariales, Xylariaceae. The record is from the annotation of a GenBank genome assembly.
AUGCAUAAUGUGUCAGUUUACGGGCUACCCACACCGCCGGCGUCGCCACCAUACGACAACACCAAGUAUCAACAGCAGACCUUCGCCUUCCCGACCGUCUGUCAACCGCGAUACACACCAGUCGCCCCGGAGGAGAGGCUAGGAAAGUUUCUGGGGGAGAGCCUGCAGUUGAUAGGGAUCAUUGGAACCGGAGCCUACGGAGUGGUCUAUCUGGCGGUCGACGUCGACACCGGUAUCCGGUAUGCGGUCAAGACGUUGUGCAAAUACAACGCCGAUGGUACGCCCUUGGACCGACGACAAGUUGCUUUCCAGCACCGGGAACUUCGCCUACACUACCUCGCCUCGGCCCACCCAAACGUUGUGUCCAUGCACAAGAUUGUGGACGACCCGGAUUGCAUUUAUGUUGUCCUAGAAUACUGCCCGGAAGGUGAUCUCUUUCUCAAUAUCACAGAACGUGGACAAUAUGUGGGUAAGGAUGACUUGGUCAAGAAUGUUUUCCUCCAAAUCUUGGAUGCCGUUGAACAUUGCCACACACUGGGAGUCUACCACCGGGACCUGAAGCCGGAGAACAUCCUGGUUUCGAACCGAGGAGAGACAGUGAAGCUGGCGGACUUCGGCUUGGCCACAUCAUCUGAUCGAUCCGAGGACUACGGCUGCGGCUCGACAUUCUACAUGUCACCAGAGUGUUUGGACCCUCAAUCCCGGAGGCCCUACUACUACUGCGCCCCCAAUGACGUCUGGAGCCUUGGUGUGAUACUGGUCAACCUGACCUGCGGCCGCAAUCCGUGGAGACAGGCCUCGUUCGAGGAUUCCACAUACCGUGCUUUCACCAGGAGCCCGGACUUUUUGAGGACUAUUUUGCCAGUGUCCGACGAACUCAACGACGUUCUGGGUUGGAUCUUCACUCGUAACCCAGAGCAAAGAAUUACGUUACCGGAACUGAGGAAUAGCAUCCUUGCUUGCCCCAGGUUCACGAUGCCAGUGAUGCCGGCCGCUCAGGCAUUGCCAACUCCGCCAAUCUUGCCGGAGCCCCUUGAAUACGUUGAUUGCGAAGACGCCAUUAUUGACGACAUGAGCUACGACGCUCCCCUCUCACCCGCUUCGUCGGAUUCAGACGGAGAGUCCACCUGUUCGUCGGAUGAUGGGUCUUUGACCUCGAGUGUUUCUACGAUUGAUGAUUUGGACGAUGAAGACUUUGCCAUUCAGGACGACGAGAUGCCCUCUCAUGAACCGCAGGUGUAUGACCCAGAGGAGCCCAAGAUAGUGUUUCCACAGGAGUUUGUGCCCCAAUACACUGGACCCAUGGCGGAACGGUGCCAACCUUGCCAGCCCUGUGCCGGUCCGGCUCCUACCCAGGGCACUUGUGCGCCGACUAAGUUUCCCUUCCCAUACUUCUGGGAUGUGGUAAGCCGCUACGCACAGUCGCCUCAAAUACACCAUCCGGUUGCUUUUCAUCACCAACAGGUUCCCCUUUUCUCAAAUUUCCAAGGCUGCUACUAG